Molecule: messenger RNA, 4610 nt
Organism: Alligator mississippiensis (American alligator)
Lineage: Eukaryota; Metazoa; Chordata; Crocodylia; Alligatoridae
Gene: CC2D1A
Product: coiled-coil and C2 domain containing 1A
Exons: 30
Coding region: 231-3251 (1006 amino acids)
Biological process (GO): regulation of transcription by RNA polymerase II
Cellular component (GO): nucleus
Molecular function (GO): RNA polymerase II cis-regulatory region sequence-specific DNA binding; DNA-binding transcription repressor activity, RNA polymerase II-specific
Source: RefSeq, a predicted model, not a curated record
GCCUCUUGGGAGUUAUAGUACUUCGGAGUGCGCAGCGGUCAUGUUGCUACCUGUUACGCUGUAACUCCCAGCCGUAAAGCAAGGCAGCGGUGGAGGAAGGUGCGACAGUGUUGGGCAAGCGGCUGUAAAGCGAGGUGUGUUGUUGACAGCUGUCUGGGCGAAGCAGGAACUCUGUCUGGCUUAAUGCACAGAUCCUCUUCAGCUCAGGCUAAAAGGGGACGCAAACAGAAAUGAGCAAAAGCAGGAGGCCACCCCCGCCACCAGGACCUAGUGGUGCUGCCAAAGCCAGACAGAUGGGUUUGUUGGUGGACUUCUCUCCUGAUGGGAUGAUGGACAACGAUGAUGGGGAGGAUGACAAUGAACUGGAAGCUGAGUUCAUGGCUAUUGUUGGGGGCCAGCCCAACUUGAAAGGGAAGCCAAAAGGGAAAACUCCUCUGCCCAUGGAUGCAAUCGAGAGAAUGGCUGCUUUCUGCAUGAAAGACCUUGAUGAAGAGGAUGGAGAGGAAGAGGAUGAUCUGGAAGAUGAAGAUGAGCUAAUGGCAGAACUCAACGAAGUCCUUGGUGAAGAAGAGGAAACCCAAGCAGCCCUAGUCCCUGCUGCAAAGGCUAAUGAAACUCCUGCUGAAUCUAGCAGUUCUGAAUCUGCUCUUGUGGAAAGGCUGGAGAUGUACAAAACAGCCAUCACUAAUGCCAAGCAGGUGGGCGACAGUUCCAAAGUGCGUCGAUAUGAGAGAGGCCUCAAGACCCUAGAGAACAUGGUGACCUCGGUGAGGAAGGGCAAGAAGAUUAAUGAGGAGGAGAUCCCACCCCCAGUGGCUCUUGGGAAGAGUGUGAGUUCACAGCAGUCCUCUUCUCCUGGGACCACACCAUUGCUCCAGCCCUCCAUCCCCGAUGGAAGCUCCAGUCUCCUCAGCCAUUCUUCUUUGCAACCGCCUGCGACCACCCCUCCACAGCUGCCCCAGGCAACAUCCCCCAAGAUGCUGCCUCCUGUCCUGCCAAAGCCUAAGGUUCUGCCAGUCCCUGCUUUACUUAUCGGAUCCCCAGAGAUCCUGGAGGAAAAGUCUGUUCCUUUGGCCCCAUCUCCCCAGGCAGGCUCUGUGAGUUCUGGCCCCCAGGCACUCGUCCAGGCCAGGCAGUGGGAGUACAAGAUGGCAGCACUGCGUGCCAAGCAACAAGGCAGCAUUGAGGAGGCCACGCAGUACUACCGCAUUGCCAAGAGCCUCGACCCCAUGUUGGAAACUCUGGGUAAGGGCCAGGCAGUGGAUUUGGGCAGCUUGCCGCCUCCUCCUGACCAGCUGCCCAAGAAGCUGUUGUCCCCGUGUCCACAGCAGUCCCCAGCAGCAACGCCGGCAGCUACACCCGAACCUAAGUUGGUCUCCCCUGCCUCAGCAGACAUCCCCCCACCACCCCGAGACCUAAUGGAGGCCCUGCAACAGAGGAUGGAGAGGUACAAAACAGCAGCAGCCCAGGCCAAGAGCAAAGGAGAUGACCGGAAGGCGAGAAUGCAUGAUCGCAUUGUGAAACAAUAUCAAGAUGCCAUCCGGGCCCACAAAACAGGGAAAGCUGUGGAGGUUUCGGAGCUGCCCAUCCCACCAGGCUUUCCCCCCAUCCAGGGCAUGGAGGCUUCGUCAGGGAGCCAGAGCAUCGUGGGGGUCCUGCAGACGGCCAUGAAACUAGCCAAUCAGGAGGACCGACAAAAUGAUGAGGAGGAGGAUGAGAUUCAGGAGACAAAGCCCCACCCUGCACUAACAAAGCCAGUUGCUGUGUCCCAGCCCAAACUGCCAUCUCAGCCUGCUGCCCGGGUAUCCUCAGCUGGACCUGCAGCACCGCACCCAGCGGGGACAGCAAAGUCAACCCUCAAGGCCAACACCAGAGCCCAGCAGCAGCUGGUGUUCCUAGAGGGCCGGAAGAAGCAGCUGAUGCAGGCAGCACUACAGGCCAAACAGAAGAAUGACAUUGAGGGGGCCAAGCUCUUCUUACGUCAGGCCAAGGGCCUUGACCCAAUGAUUGAGGCAGCGCAGAAUGGCCUGCCCGUGGACAUCACUAAGGUACCCCAGGUCCCAGCAAACAAGGAGGAAUUCACAUUUGUGCCCUGCCGUGGGGUCAGCAUCCCCUCAGAGGCAGCCAGCCAGUAUGUGGAGCUCAUGAAGCUGAUGAGGCAUCAGCAUGAGAUGUGCAUGAAUUACUCCAAGCAGUUCACUCAUCUGGGCAGCAUCGCAGAAACCAUCAAGUUUGAGAAGAUGGCUGAAGAUUGCAAGCAAAGCACGGAGAUCUUGAAACAAGCAUAUGCCAAAGGCCUCCCAGUGCCCAAGUACCACUAUGAGCAACGGACCUGCACUGUGGUCAAGAUCUUCCCCGAGCUGAACAGCAAUGACAUGAUCCUCUGUAUUGUGAAAGGUGUCAACCUCCCAGCUCCCCCAGGCGUGGCCCCCAAUGACCUGGAUGCCUUCGUGCGCUUUGAGUUCCCCUACCCCAAUGCGGAAGAAGCUCAGAAGGAAAAGACUGGUGUCAUCAAGAACACAGAUUCACCUGAGUUCAAGGAGCAGUUCAAGCUGUGUAUUAACCGAGGCCACCGAGGGCUCAAGAGGAUCCUGCAGACCAAAGGCAUCAAGUUCGAGGUUCUCCACAAAGGUGGGCUGUUCAAGACAGACCGCAUCGUGGGCACCGCACAGCUUAAGCUGGAGGCACUGGAGACAACCUGCGAGGUCCGGGAGAUCAUUGAGCUCCUGGAUAGCCGGCGGCCCACAGGUGGGAAGUUGGAGGUGAUUGUGCGCCUGAGGGAGCCUCUGAGCUCCCAGCAGCUGGAGACAAAGACAGAGAAGUGGCUGGUCAUCGACCCGCUGACUGUGCCAUCGGUCACCAUCCCCAGAGCCAAACCUGCUGCAGCUCCAGCAGGGGAUAUGGGCAGCAGCAGAGCUGCCCCUGCCCUGCCCAGCCUCAACAUCCUGGCCUUUGACAGGGACAAGCUGGAGAAGAAGAUGCUGGCCUACAAGCAGGCACACCAGACAGUGCCCAACGAGCUGAUGGAGCAGCACCGGGAGCUUGCUCAGCGCAGCCAGCGGCUGCGAGCCCAGUUCACACAGGGGGGGGCUGUCUUCCGCAAAGAGUACAUGACACAGCUGGAGCGGUACCUGUACCUGUACACAGAGGCAGCACGGCGGCUUGGCACUGAGGGCAACAGGGAUGCCGCCAAGGAGGCACUGUACAAGAGGAACCUUGUGGAGAGUGAGCUGCAGAAGCUCCGCAGAUGAAGCCCUGGGUGUCCACAGGCCUGGGGCAAAAUGGCCCAUCCCCUCCAUGCACACACUCCACCCCACCUGCUCCAAUGCCCCCGCCUGCUGGGGAAAGGCAGGCAGACACUGGCUGGAUAAGGGUGUCUCUUUCUGGAGCAGGGGGCAGAGUUAAGCGGAGUGGUGGACGGAGCAGGGCUGGAGACUGAACCUCCAUCUCUCCCCGUUGUGCUGGAUGCUAGCUUUGGGAGGGGGCUGUCCCCCACCUCUCUCUAAGAUGGUGAGGGAUGGGAAUAAAGCCCCUGCCUUCUUCCCCUCCUCCUCUUCCUGAGAUGCAGCUGCAAGCCCUGCUGGAGGCAGGGGGAACUCAGACAGCCCACAUGACAAUCACAGCAUCCCUUGCCCCUCUAAGGCUGGACAGCUCUCGGCAUGGGCACUUUACUCAUGGGGCUAAGGCCGUGCCCUGAGCUCUGACCUUGGGGGUGAGAGUGAGAGGGGAAGCCCAUUUUGUUCAGCCACAGAAGGGCUUUGCCACCCUCUUCACCUACUCCCGAGGGCUGACACAGGCCUGGGGGGAAUGGGGAGUAUGGCAGGGUGCUGGGCACGAGAGCUUGGGGUGUCCCCCCUAAUUCUUCAGCUACGACAAUCACGGGAGCCAGGGUGGGAGAUUGCCAUCCUGCCCCAGGCUCCCCCAGCCAGUGGGAAUAGCCCUGUAGAACCUGGCACUUUGGAACCAGCUGACACUAAAGACAUCACCCCCCCUAGCUCCCCAGGCAGCCAAGCAUUAACCUCGCACAGUGCUUCCCUGUGCAUCGCACUUCACUGCUUCACCCCAGGCCCUUGGCCUGCCUGGGGUGGCAGGUGCUACCAGGUGGGGGGUGGGGGAGAUGGAAACAGGUCCAUGGCUGCCACAGCAUCCUCUGAGAGGUGCUGGGCCAUUUUUUGCUGCGCUCAAGAUUCCUCCAGAAGGGCCUGGUUGCUGCGGAGUGAUACAGUAGCCACAUCCCUUGCCCCCUGAACCACAGGGUCCAGGCCCAGCUUCCUAGAUGUAGGCAUAUGAGUGCAGGCAUUGGGUAUGCCUAGGGAGCAGCAGCUGGUGAUGAAGCAGCCAUGGAAAUGGGUUGAUCUCUGCACAUGGAGGUAGUGGAGGGUGGGAGGGAGUACAGAAGGGGGAAGCAGUGGUGCUACUGCCAACUCUCCAGACCUUCCUGACUCUCCAGACCUUCCUGGGGCAAUAGUGCCCAGCCUGCAUGCGCUGUAAGUGCCUGUCCCAGGGGCUUCGGCCCUGGGCCUGAGAGCAAGAGGGCGGCACUAGCCGCAGCAGAUUUAUUUUGUGAGAGAUGCAAAUGGAUUAAAGUUUUUAAGGUAAAAUAAGAAAAA